AUGCCUCAGACUCUACGAUCAAGCAGGCGUCGCGUAGACUCCCAACAGACCUCAGAAACCAACAUCCCGUCUCCAAUUCAACCAGUCCACUUCAUCACACCACAAGCACGCUCAGAUCACCCACAACAAGACAUCAACCUGAUCCCCCCAGACCUAACGCGCCUCCCAAACCUAAGCACCGAAGAAACAAUCCUCCUCCGCAAAAAGCAAUCCCGCCUACCCGCGUCCGCAUCCGCCACCAACACAACCGCAGCAGACUACGGCCCACACGCCGUUCAAGCCCUCUCUUCAACUCUCAUCUUCGCGCAGCACGAAGCAGGCACCGCAGUCUGCAUCCACCCAGCCGGAUGGCUCCUCACCUGCGCACAUUGCUUCGGCGAGACCGAGGCAGAGUGGCGCUCCAACCGGCGGAAAUGGCUCCUCUAUUUUACGGGCGAAGCAGUGCAAGCCGAGUGUGUAGCCUGGGACGCGAGGCGUGACCUUGCGCUCGCCAGAAUAAUCGCACUUGAGUGCCUGCCCCCGGCUGCCUCCCAGGGGACUUUAAUCCCAAGCUUUGCGUGCGUACCACUAGCAACGCCGUCUGCUUCUCUCAGAUCCGAGAUACUCUGUAUCGGGCAACCGGGUGCCGAUGAUCUGGAAUCAUCCGCUCCGCGAAAAACAGCCUACGAUCUUAUUGAGAUUUCUGAAGGUCGAUUGCGCGGGUUGAUACCCGGUGCUGACCCUCAUGAUAACGAGGAGAUUGGGACCUUGAAGCACGAUGCCUGGACGUACUGGGGUCAUUCUGGGGCGCCUUUGGUGCGGCUGACUGAUGGUGUAUUACUGGGCUUGCAUUCGUCGUGGGAUGAUACUACGGCUAUGAGGCAUGGGGUUCCGCUUGUUGCGCUUAGGGAGUUUCUGAGGGAGAGGUUUCCUGGCGGUUGGGCUAUGGAGGACCAGCGUAAUGGAGAAGAACGAGAGGUAAUCGUGAUUGAUGAUUGA
This is a messenger RNA of Aspergillus pseudoviridinutans, 978 nucleotides long. RefSeq names its product S1 family peptidase. The transcript has a single exon. Lineage: Eukaryota; Fungi; Ascomycota; Eurotiomycetes; Eurotiales; Aspergillaceae. The record is from RefSeq and is a predicted model, not a curated record. Bases 1 to 978 code for a protein of 325 amino acids.